AUGUAUAAAUAUAUUACAAUAAUUUUCAUUCUGUUCUUCAUCUACAACAGUUGUAAUGGAGAUGAAGACAUAUGCUCGCUGCCAUUAGAUAGGGGUUCGUGUACUGGAAGUUUCGUGAGAUACGGCUAUGUUGAAGGUCAAGGUUGCAUCGAGUUCUCUUACGGCGGCUGUAACGGAAAUGAAAAUAAUUUUGAGUUCCUAUCAGCAUGUAAACUCGCUUGCGGCGACUAA
Achroia grisella is the source of this 231-nucleotide messenger RNA. Its product is annotated as hemolymph trypsin inhibitor B-like. The transcript is spliced from 3 exons. The coding region runs from base 1 to 231 and encodes 76 amino acids. Lineage: Eukaryota; Metazoa; Arthropoda; Insecta; Lepidoptera; Pyralidae. Gene Ontology annotation, molecular function: serine-type endopeptidase inhibitor activity. Gene Ontology annotation, biological process: negative regulation of peptidase activity. The record is from RefSeq and is a predicted model, not a curated record.